UCUAAGCUUAUUGGAGGGCCGACUUGCUUUACGGCUCCGGGCCUCUUUUUACAGCAUUUUCCGGCCUCCCAUUCACUUCGCUGUGAAGAUGGCGUCGGGCAGCGGGACAAAAAACUUGGACUUUCGCCGAAAGUGGGACAAAGAUGAAUACGAAAAGCUUGCCGAGAAGAGGCUCACGGAAGAGAGGGAGAAGAAGGAUGGAAAACCAGUGCAGCCAGUCAAGCGGGAACUUCUGCGACACAGAGACUACAAAGUGGACCUGGAAUCUAAGCUUGGGAAGACAAUUGUCAUUACCAAGACCACCCCACAGUCUGAGAUGGGAGGAUAUUAUUGCAACGUCUGCGACUGUGUGGUGAAGGAUUCCAUCAAUUUCCUGGAUCACAUUAACGGAAAGAAACAUCAGCGAAACCUGGGCAUGUCUAUGCGUGUGGAACGUUCUACACUGGAUCAGGUGAAGAAACGUUUUGAGGUCAACAAGAAGAAGAUGGAAGAGAAGCAGAAGGAUUAUGAUUUUGAGGAAAGGAUGAAGGAGCUCAGAGAAGAAGAGGAAAAGGCUAAAGCCUACAAGAAAGAGAAACAGAAGGAGAAGAAAAGGAGGGCUGAGGAGGACUUGACAUUUGAAGAGGAUGAUGAGAUGGCAGCUGUGAUGGGCUUCUCUGGCUUUGGUUCCACGAAGAAAAGUUACUGAUGCUUUCUAUACUUGGCCUAAUUUUGGCCUAUGCUGGACCUAACUGUGUGUGUGUAUGUGUUGGGGGUAAGGGAAACACUUCUUUUUGGGUACUGGGGAAAAUCCUGAAGAGUGUCAGUGGGGAGGGCUAGAGGGUGGGUGUUUGUGAUUUCCCUCUACCUUGGGAGAGGGCACAGGAUGCAGAGGUAAUGCUAUGGCAUAUUCCUUGAGCCUCAGUUUAUCGCUGGAGUCACAGGACCUCUGCCCAUCUGAGUUCCCAAUAAAACAAAACAAAACCCACCUUCCCUCGGAGGCUGCUUUCCCAAAAGCCUCUGCAUCUUCAUCCAUUCACCUUCUUGUCUGAGCAUCCUACCUUUAUCCUGUGUUCUGCCUUUGUUUUAAUUUUGACUUAAUGUUCAGCCUGCAGCAGAAGGGAUCUCAGGCUCCCCACUUUCCAGUUGAUGGGAUAUCCUUGACAAGCCCUUCCUUCUCCCAUCCUGCCCUGAGGUUCUUCAGCCACCUGUGCAUGCAUGUGUACUUCUGCCUGGGUCAGUGGUGUGUGCGGAUGUGUGUGCAUGAAUCUGUCACAUAGAGGGGGCCUGCGCUAGAAUCUCAGAGCAUUGUUGCCUUGGGGCCUGAUGUUCUCGCCUCCUCAGAGCAUGUAACAGGAAAUUAAAUGGGAUGAGUGUUUGGUGUGGCUUGUGUCUGGUGAGUUUUUUAACAUUGUUCUUCGGAUGUAGACUGUUUCAACUACUGUUUGUUUCCUUUUACUGAGGAUUUCUCUGUUUUUGUCUUCCUUGUGAGCAGGCUCUUGGAAGAACCUGUUUGAUGCAAAAAAGAAAACAACAACAAAAAACAACAAAAACUCAAAACCUCAUUGUGGGAGCCCUUGGGUCGCAGGGCUAUUCAACAUGUAUAAUAAAUAGCAUUGAGUGGGCCUGUUUCACAUUUGGUGGGAACAUUUCCAAAAUCUUCCCUUUGUAUGUUUUCCUUUAUCUCACUGAGGAUUUCCAGAUAGAGCUUUUAUACUCCUCCCUUCACUGACCCCUCUUCCCUUUCAUUGACACCCCCCCCCCCCUUUUUUUUUUACUAGGUUCCUCCACUGUGCACUGUAGUUCCCUCUGAUACAGUAUCUGUGUCCAGAGGAGUCUGGACAAAACAGUUUCUAUAAUUUCAGUCUCCUUGGAUCUUCCUUGUUUUGGAACAGCAGAGCUCAGUUUAACUUAGUGUUUCUUUCACUAGCUUGGUUGGUCUAGGCACAGUUACUGAACUUUGGCACUGUUGACGUUGGGGCUGGAUAAUUCUGUGUCACAGAGACACUACUAUGUGUUACAGGAUGUUUAGCGUCAUCUCUAGCCUGUCCCCACUAGAUGCCAGUAGUACCUCCUCCUACAGCUGUGACAAUAAAAAAAGAUACAUCUAUGUUCCUGAGUGAAGGAGGCAAAAUCGCCCUGAGUGAAGGGGCAAAAUCGCCUUUGCUCUGUUGAGAACCUUUGAGAAUGAUGCCGCCUUCCCAGCUAUGGUCUGACUUGAGAGGUGGCACAGAACUAGCUAAUGAAAAACAAACCCCAAAUCUUUGUAGCCUAGACCAAGUACUGGACGUGGAAUGUGGGGGGUGGGGGGACAAAGCAGUCAAACACAGAAAAGAAUAAUAGUCAUUUUAAGCAGAUGACUAAUGCAACUACUGCUAGUGAUUCUGUACCCUGAAAAAGGAUCCACUUGGGUUAACAAGGUUGCCACCAUGUGGCUUACUUUCUUCCUCUGCUCUGUCUAGCUCUUCAGGCCCCUUUCUUUAGCAUCUGAACAACUGUGGAUUUUGCAAAGCACCAUACUCUUACCUUUGGAUUUUCAUACAAAAAUCCCUUGCUGCCACACAUGCCCUUUACUUGGUUAAUUUUUUGAUGCUGAAUAUUGCUCCAGGAACACUGUGACUGUGCCUUCUGUUGGGUUAAGGCAUGGGUCAACGUUUUAGAUAGAGUGUUGGCCUCCUUGAGACACCAGUGGAUUGUUUCCUUGGCAGGAUUAUGUGCACUAGAGCUCCAUGGGUAGUCUGCUGUAGUUGACUGGGUCAUCUUGUCACUCCUUUCAAGGCAAGCUGGAGCAGGUUUCAGUUUUUUCCAUGAUUCAGUCUUCAUUCUUUAGGAGGUCAUCUAAUUCAGUUUAGCUUCAAAUGAUUUCUCUCCCUCUAUGGUACAACCUCUGAUCACCUGUACUGAAAAGCAGUUCUAUAGCUGAUCUUUUCCAAAGGGCUGAGAAGCAAUUACUGAAAAGCAGUUCUAAAUUCCAGGUUCUCAAAGCCCUCUGGACUGACAAGUGAUGUGAGUCUAGUUCAUGAGUGUUUGGAGGGGCUUAAAGUGGUAGCUUGGAAAAGGGACGGAAGGAGAUGGGGUGGAAAUUCAGGAGUCCGGGGCAGUCCUAGAUGAUUUGAAAAUCUCUGAAGAGAAGCUCUUGACGUUGGAAGUCUAGCUAAGCGUGGAAGAUUUGUCUGGUUGAGGAAUGUGCUUCUGAGAGUCUACCUGAGUUAAUCUAGUUCUCAGGGCGAGCAUGUCACAGGCAGUACUGUGUUAAUGGAGCAAGGCAUCAGGGUCAGAUGUGCAGGGAUUACGUUCUUAGGGGAUGUCUAAAGUACUUAGGAACAAAAGAUGAUCCUUAUGGCUCACCUUAUGGUACCCUCAGGGCUUCCAGAAUUUCUCCCAUAACCUCCAAAAAUUUUAAAUGUGCAGAUUUAAUGCAGUGAUUCUACUCAAGCAUUUACCUUAAAAACAUAUUUGUGUGUGUGUACAUUUACAAACAAGGACAUUUACUACAGUUUUGUUUCUGAUAGUAAAACAUUUAAAAUAAUACUAGCACUUUUAUGCUAGGAUAUAAUGGAGCCAUUAUGUACAAAUAAUGUACUGACAGGGAAGAACUCCAAGACUAAAUACCCCAAAAAAGAAAAAAAGUCAUGUAGUUUACAUAUAUAAGUAGAGAAAAGUGGCACACUGACAUAUUCAGGAAGGAAAGGAAUUUUAGGAAGAGAGGUUACCUGUUUACAGUGUCCGUAAGAAUACGUAUGAAAAGUAGUAACAGGAAAUAAACUAUAUUUCUGAUUUAGUAGCAAACUUCCAAGAUCAGAUCUGAAAUACGUAUUUGUAAAGAUUCUACCCUCCCCCGCCCCGGAUCCGCACUGGCUUUGGACAUCCGAGUUAGUCCGGUGACCCUGUGAAGUUGCUGGGCGGGUCGGAGGCAAGCUGCAGGGCCUGCAGAAACGCGGGGUGGGUUGGGUGCCGCUGGGGAACAGCUCCCCGGGAGUACGGGGGCGGAGCCGCUGCUGCAGGUCCCUGGGUGGUCGCGCGUCAGCCUUGUGGAGGCGGGGCCACAAUGAACAGUCGUGGACGCUGAGCGGUCCGGGAGUAACCGGUUCCUGGUUUGCCCUCUAUGACGUCUGUUUGUGACGCGCGUCUCUCUGAGUCAAAGCACUGUGAUCUGACAGCAGCUUCUGGGCUGGCUUUAGCUCAGCGGUUCCUUCGUCUACUGGAUCAGACCUAGUCACCAACUCGUUGGUGGUUCGAGGCCCGCGGGUGCUUUUCCAGUCCUUUU
Molecule: messenger RNA, 4246 nt
Organism: Lepus europaeus (European hare)
Lineage: Eukaryota; Metazoa; Chordata; Mammalia; Lagomorpha; Leporidae
Gene: ZMAT2
Product: zinc finger matrin-type 2
Exons: 6
Coding region: 89-688 (199 amino acids)
Biological process (GO): mRNA splicing, via spliceosome
Cellular component (GO): spliceosomal complex; U4/U6 x U5 tri-snRNP complex
Molecular function (GO): zinc ion binding; nucleic acid binding
Source: RefSeq, a predicted model, not a curated record